Molecule: messenger RNA, 2014 nt
Organism: Bemisia tabaci
Lineage: Eukaryota; Metazoa; Arthropoda; Insecta; Hemiptera; Aleyrodidae
Source: RefSeq, a predicted model, not a curated record
GUGGCCAUCGUCAAUGACUCUGCGGACAACCGUGCAUGCAGCUUCCCAACAACGGGGUACACUUACAUUUGUUGAUUGAUAUAGCUCCUUCCUCAUACUCAGCUCUCAUAGGUGAUUGGACAGCUUUCCUGCAGUUCUUCCGUGGUUCCAAAAAGUAAAUAGUAGUCACAAUUGCAAUGCAUUUGCAGAGUCGAAAAGAACUUCUGCACUCCGCUCUCUGCCACUUCUAAUUAUUAUUGGAAAUUCAAUGCCCUUAUUUCCUUUCUCUUUUAAAUUAUGAUCCUUUUAUCAUAAUAUGAAAAAUGCGCACUGGGGUGUAGUACAUAAAGCUGUCGUAAGGCAGCGCUGGCGAGGCCGGUGUGGCCAGCUGGACUCAGCCAGUGUGUGCGGGGACUGAGGUACUCGCUUGGUAUUCGUUGAGAUGUUAACUGUGUGUAAUCGUCAUGUAUUCGUUAACAGUGUGUAGCCGUUUUUGUAUUCGAGUCGUAAACGUUGAUUUGUCCCUUGUAUGUUGAAUAAAAGUAUUCGUCUUAAACGACUCUUUCAUUCUUAAGACACCUCAAUUGGCGACGAGGAUAAAAACCGCGAGUGAUUGCCGAAUUCGAAUGCCAUUUUCGAGUUCCUCCGUCGAGGAGAAAGACGCAGCAUUACGCUGUUUCCAGCGACUUUACGGGAUACCAGCAUCUCCUCCAAAACCUUUACCACCCUACAAGAAGAAGAAAAACCCAAAUCACCCGACGACAAGUGAUACAACGUCUCAUGAAGUGCUAAAUAUAAUCAGUGAUAUCGCGAAUAGUGCACAAUCGGGCUCCAUUCCUCGUGAGAAAAUGCCUAACGUUUUUGGUGUAACCGACCUCAGAUUUGAACUCAUUGACGAAUGGCAAAUGUUUAUUGAAAGGCUUGAACUAAUGUUUAUCUCACAAAAUGUAGAAAAAGACAAACAAGUUCCGGAGCUGCUAACGCGAGUGAGUGCGGAAACGUAUUCAAUUAUUCGUGACCUAUCAAUCCCACAGAAACCUAGUGAGCUUAAAUUUGACAAAUUAGUCAAAUUAGUUGAAAAACAUUUAGAACCACCGUCAUCAGAACUUGCAAGGCGUCAUAAAUUCGUAACGGUUGAGCAAAAUACAAAUGAAAGCCUUAGUGAUUUCAUUGCGCGGCUGAAAAAAAGCGUCACGUGAUUGUAAUUUCAGUGAUCUUAGCAUGGCUCUACGCGAUCAAUUCGAUCAUGGUCUUAUCAAUCAUAAAACAAGGGUCGAGCUGUUCCGUAAAGAUAAGUUAACAUUCGCCGAAGCAGUGAAGAUAGCAGAAGAUUGGGAAUCAGCUGUGAUAAAUGCUAAAAGUGCUGACAAGUACAGCGACAAGGAGAUAACCGGAAACAGUUCAACGUCCGCGGAGGCCGAAGUCAACUACGCGUCCUCUUCCAGAAGGAAAUUCCAAGGCAAUCGAAACUCCAACUCCUAUCGCGACGACAAUCGCUCCAACCAAGCUUAUCAACAACGCGGCAGAGGGCAUCGUCAACGGAGGAACUUUCACAACGACUCAUCCAGGGAUCGCACAACGCUCGCAAUCAGCAACGUCGAGAUCACGACACCCGGCAUGGGAACCAGUUCUCAAGCGACUCAUUGCGACCAACCUCUUAUCAACAGUCAAACUCGAAAAUUAUUUGUUAUUGUUGUAAUGAACCAAAUCAUUUAGCCAAAUUUUGUUUGUUUAGGUUUAAUACUUGUAAAUAUUGUAAACGAAAAGGGCAUAUGGAAAAAGUGUGUCGAAAGAAAAGUAAUGUUAACAUGAUCGAGAAUAUUCAAAAUAACUCAGGAGAAAUAAGCGAAUCUUCUGAUUGUGAUUUUUUCUUCAUAAAAGAAACAAGUGUGAAGUUUCUGGAAGACAGUAAACCUAUGUUCCUACAAAUUAAAAUUGGUAAUUCAAAACUUGAUAUGGAAAUUGAUACAGGUACGUUUGCUUCUAUUAUUUCAGAGAAAACUAAAAAUAAAUUAUUUCCCAAUUUUGAAAUGCA